AUGCGUCAAAGUCGACCAUACGGAACCAGCGCGCGACGCAAACGGCAAAAUGCAGAAGCACAACGAACUUACCGGGCAAAGCAAAAAGAAAGGUUGCGCGUCCUUGAGCAACUAGCAGUGUCGACACUAGCUGCCAGCAGCAGCGACUCAGUCGCUGUUCUUAAUCGUUUUCUACAGCCAGCAACCCAAAGCUGUGAUCCGGAGAUAAGGCAACCGACCAGUGCUGAUCCGGGUGCUAGUGUUUCCAGUCAAACUAUAUCGAAGAAUGUACUGGAAUUCCCAAUCUUUUUCUCAUUUUCGAGGGACGAAAUCAACAAAUGUCUACGCAUCAUGGUGAAAGAGGGAUUCGGCCUUCGACAUGUCGUCAAGUACGGACUGAUCAGUCUCGGGUACGGAGUGGAAACAUCACUCUUCGAUCAAGCAUUAAACAUUUCAUCCCAACGUCGGAUCGAACUAGUGCAACUCACCUAUGGACGAGUUGACAUGGAGCAGGUUAUAUCCUGUGGCGUUAGGCUCUUUGCCCAACUACCAAAUCCUCCAGUGUGGCCAUCUUUGGGCACGUUGAAGGCCCCAUGCCCCAGUCCUCCAAGGACCAUUUCCCUAUCUGUAAUGACAAUCAUCUCAGCUCAAUUGCUCAAUAUGCCGCUUAUUGGCAUGACGCCAGAUAUGCUCUGGAAUGAAGAUUCCGAGUCACUCUUCUUCAAGGAUGGAAGAGCAGCGUGGUCUGCACGGUCUUCCCUCGAUAAGGAUAGAGGUCAAUAUGUUAUUCCGCCAGACCUCCGACCUACCGCAAACCAGUUCCUUGUUCGACAUCAUCCGUACAUAGAUUUGAUACCCUGGCCAACAUUUCGCGCAAACGUUUUGGCGGCUAUAUCGCAGAGCCCUCCUACAAUAAAUGAAGACGACUUGUGCAUGGAUCUGGCAAAUGAUGGUGUGCGAUGUUGGGGCAAUACUGGAACCUCUCUUCACGGACGUGGUGAAGGCAUGCCGUGGGACUCCCGGAGCUGGGAGGCAGCACCUUGGUUCCUAGAGAAGUGGCGGUGCCUUAUCGGCGGCGAGGAUGACGAAAUUUCCAGAAAUAGUGCCUGGUGGAGGACAAUGCAAGACAUGCCGUAG
This is a messenger RNA of Pestalotiopsis fici W106-1, 1116 nucleotides long. RefSeq lists its product as uncharacterized. The record is from RefSeq and is a predicted model, not a curated record. Gene Ontology annotation, biological process: regulation of DNA-templated transcription. The coding region runs from base 1 to 1116 and encodes 371 amino acids. The transcript has 2 exons. Gene Ontology annotation, molecular function: DNA-binding transcription factor activity. Lineage: Eukaryota; Fungi; Ascomycota; Sordariomycetes; Amphisphaeriales; Sporocadaceae.